This is a messenger RNA of Marmota flaviventris (yellow-bellied marmot), 1790 nucleotides long. The record is from RefSeq and is a predicted model, not a curated record. Lineage: Eukaryota; Metazoa; Chordata; Mammalia; Rodentia; Sciuridae.
CCUGCCUCAGUCAACCUGGGGCAGCCCAGCAAGGGACACAGAGGAUCUGAUUUCUGAGUAGCCUUGGGGCUGGAGUGGAGCUGACCUUCCUCCACCCUUCCCAGCUUAGACCUGGUGUUGGGCCUCCAGGCUUCCUGCAUCCACCUGGGGGCACUGUUACUUCCCAUUCCCUGCUAAAUUCACCCCUUUUCUCUUCUUAGACUCCCUAGGAUGAAGGUGACUCCCAAUACCGGCCCAGACCUCUCCAGGCACUGGUUGAGGACCUUCAAACAUACGCAGAAGCUCCCUUGCUUCCAGCGUGUGCAGAGCACCCCUCAGCACAGGUUCCCCUUCACUACAGAUACCCUCAGCACAGACCCCCACCCCCAUGCAGAGAGGCCCCCAGUAAAGCUCCCUAGCACCCAAGGCAGAGCGCCCUCUCUCCUGUUAAGGGCUAAGUCACCGCUCACGGAGGACUCCGCCUGGAGGUCGCAAAGACCGCCGACCUCGUUCUGCACUGCAGCAUCGCAUCAUCACCAGAUGCCCCACAGCUGGGAGCGCCGCCAGUGAGACGUGCCAGUCCGGCACCUUCACGCGGCCCCUUUAAGGGCGGGGGUUCGUGCACGAGCCGCUCCGCCUUCUGCCCUGCUCCGCCCGCUGCCCUUAAAGGGGCCACGCCCGCCUCGCCGCGGAGCUGGAGCGGUCGGAGGGUUCGGAUCCGGCCGGCGGGCGGGGACGGCGGCCGAGUGAGGGCGGAGCGGUCCUGGGUGCGGGCAGGCGUACCAUGUACACCAUCACCAAGGGGCCCAGCAAGCUGGUCGCACAGCGCCGCACAGGUCCCCCGCAGCAGCAGGUGGAAAGCAGGCUCGGUGAGCUCCUGAAAUGCCGGCAGCCCGCGCCGCCGGCUUCGCCACCCCCGCGGGCUCAGCCUCUGGCGCCGCAGCCCGGACCCUGGCCCUUGUCGAGUCCAGGGCCAAGACUUGUGUUCAAUCGAGUGAAUGGCCGUCGGCCCCUCACCACAUCCCCAUCUCUUGAGAGAACCCAAGAGACCUACACACUGGCCCACGAGGAGAAUGUCCGCUUUGUGUCCGAAGCCUGGCAGCAGGUGGAGCGACAGCUGGAUGGUGGCCAGGCCAGUGAGAGUGGGCCAAGGCCUGUGCAGUACGUGGAGAGGACACCCGAUCCCCGGCUACAGAGUGAGCCCCCAGCCCUGUUCCCAGGAAUUCUCCCAGACCCCGUACCCCAAGGGAGCCCUACUCCAUGUUACUGUCUUCCCUUAGCCUCUCUGUCCUGACCUGGGUCCUGCCAGGGGCUUGGGGAGGGGAUUCCUGAGCUGGACGCCUUCUUCCCAAUGCCUGAUGUUUGGAAUCUGAGUGAGGGGCCUGUGCUCAGCUUAAGGGCAGAGACAGUGACCAGUCUGGAAGGUGGUGUCACUGUCCAGCUUCUGCUCUGCCCACAGACUUUGUGCCCAUCGACCUGGACGAGUGGUGGGCACAGCAGUUCCUGGCUAGGAUCACCAGCUGUUCAUAGUGGCUGCCUGGGAAUGAACACUGCCAAGACGGACCCUUGGCCAGAGAAGGCCAUGAUAUCCUCCACCUUGUGGUCGGCUAGAAGCUGGCCUCACCUGAAGUGCCACAUUUGGACUUUUGUACCUUUGGUUCCUUGGCCCAGCUGUCCCAAGCUGGCAGGGGCCAGAAGCGGAACCUGUCUGACCUCAGUCCUGCUCACUGCCCAGGGACCAGCCCCUGGGGCUGGCAGGGAAGAGCUGCAGGCUAAUAAAGUUGAGAAACUGCCCUUUGGAGUGGCCUUGA